Molecule: messenger RNA, 2213 nt
Organism: Botrytis cinerea B05.10
Lineage: Eukaryota; Fungi; Ascomycota; Leotiomycetes; Helotiales; Sclerotiniaceae
Gene: Bcmfs1
Product: Bcmfs1
Exons: 5
Coding region: 268-2088 (606 amino acids)
Biological process (GO): transmembrane transport
Molecular function (GO): transmembrane transporter activity
Source: RefSeq, a predicted model, not a curated record
GAACUCUAUCUUUUUUGGUUCCUCGGGAUUUUAUUCGUCUGUUUGCUUGGGAUUCGACUGUUGCUGUUAUUAUUCUUCAACUGGGUUAUCAUUCUCGUUUUUUUUGGGUGUAUAUACACAGUUGAUUCGCAUCAUCGGUUAUCAAUCACCUUUAAAUCUCUCCGGAUCGUCAGCAUAUAAACAUAUACAUACACAGAUCAUAUCAGUCAUUCCUAUCUAUAUCUAUAAGAUAAGCAAGCAACAUCAAAUUCCGCCUUAACGCACACCAUGUCUCCUAGCAAAGGCUCAGAAAACGUCUCUGGAGAGAAUUCAAAUUCCCACACUACAUCUAGCGAGCCCGACAUUCGCAAGCCAUCAAAUACGAUUUCGAAUGUAGCCGAGAAGAAUAUAGACUCGGAGAAAGAGGAAAGUGCAAUUACGGAGUCUUCUUUGAGAAAUGAAGAUGUUUCUUUGGGAAAAGUGCAUGAUGUGGAUAGAGUGGAUAAAGUAAAUGGAAAAGAAGAUGGUAAAGAAGAGGAAAAUCAUGAAUAUAUCUCUGGAUAUAAGAUUUUUGUAGUCAUAACUGCGAUUACACUUACGACGUUUUUGGCGCUGUUGGAUACGACGAUUGUUGCUACCGCCAUCCCCCUUAUAACAAACCACUUCCACUCCCUCUCGGACGUAGGCUGGUACGGAAGCGCCUACCUCAUCACCAACUGUUCGCUACAACCGCUCUCAGGAAAACUCUACACAUAUUUCCGUUCCAAAUAUGUAUUCCUCUCCUUUUUCUUCCUUUUCGAAUUCGGUUCUUUAUUAUGUGGAACGGCCGUUUCGUCGAAGAUGUUGAUUGUUGGACGAGCGGUUGCGGGGAUGGGCUCGGCGGGCUUGAUGAAUGGCGCGAUUACGAUUUUAACGCAUUCGGUGCCGAUAGAGAAGAGGCCGGUUUAUUUAGGAUUUAUGAUUUCGACCUCCCAGUUGGCGUUGGCGGUAGGCCCGUUGAUUGGAGGCGCGCUGACGCAGUAUGCUAGUUGGAGAUGGUGCUUCUAUAUCAAUCUUCCAUGCGGCUUCCUCGUCAGUCUUCUUCUCCUCUCCAUCACCAUCCCAGAGCGUCUCCACCCCGCCGCCCUAACUCUCACCCCUCUCCAACGAAUCCAACACCUCGAUCUCCUAGGCUUCUCUCUCUUUGCUCCCACUGCCAUUCAAUUACUUCUCGCUCUAGAAUGGGGUGGGACAACGUAUCCUUGGUCAUCUUCUCACAUAAUCGGACUUUUCAUCGGAUCGUUCUUCAAUUUUCUUCUUUUCCUCUACCGCGAAUAUCGCGCGGGAGAUGAAGCUAUGGUUCCUUUAUCCCUUGUGAGAAAUACUGUCGUGUGGACGUGUUGCUGCACGAACUUUUUGUUUAUGGCGGGUAUGUUGACGUUGAGCUAUUACUUGCCGAUUUAUUUUCAGGGGGUAAGGGGUGUACAACCGACGAUGAGUGGAGUAUAUACUUUACCGGGGAUUUUAUCACAGAUGUUCUUUGCGAUUAUCUCUGGGUUUGCUGUGCAAAAGAUAGGUUAUUACCUUCCAUUCAGUAUCGUGGGUGGAUGUUUCGCCGCAAUAGGAUAUGGGUUGAUAUCCACCUAUACCCCAUCCACUCCGGCAUCGAAAUGGAUCGGCUAUCAAAUCAUCGGUGGAAUCGGGCGUGGUCUAUCUAUGCAAAUGGUCAUAAUAGCCAUCCAAAACAACCUCACCGGGACCAAAAUCGUCAUCGCACAAACCCUCGUGAUAUUUUUCCAAUACCUCGGCGGAGCACUCUGUCUUACCUUCGCAUCUACAAUCUUCACCGCGAAACUCAAAUCCGGAUUGCGAACAUAUGCGCCAACAGUAAAUUCGCAACUGGUGAUCGAGGCCGGCGCAACGGCAUAUCGUGAUGUAAUACCGAAGGAUCAGGUGACGAAUGUGGUGACGGCAUAUAGUUUAGCGAUCAAUCAUUGUUUUUACUUGGCGGCGGGGUUGGCGGCGGGCGUCAUGUUGUUUGUGUGGGGAAUGGGGUGGAAGAAGAUUGGGACAAAGAGUGACGGGAAGAAUGUGGAGGCGGGGCAGGAAGGCGGAGGAGCGGAAGCUUGAAGGAAUGGGCUGUGAUGCAUUUGAAAAUUGGAGGAUUCCUGGAGGAUAAAUGUCGGUUUUCUUUUCAACACACAAAUACCUUCUUGUAUUUCGAUCACAUAGGAAUAGAUUUAAUGAUUCUCCCA